Messenger RNA from Nematolebias whitei (Rio pearlfish), 1844 nucleotides. It is a transcript of the gene cbx6a, whose product is annotated as chromobox homolog 6a. The transcript has 5 exons. The coding region runs from base 156 to 1637 and encodes 493 amino acids. The record is from RefSeq and is a predicted model, not a curated record. Lineage: Eukaryota; Metazoa; Chordata; Actinopteri; Cyprinodontiformes; Rivulidae.
CCACACACACACACCAGCCUGGCCGCGGCGCCGCCGCUGCCCCUGCAGCCGUCUGCCUCUCAGCCUGAGCCUGUGCUCGAGUGGAGCAGCAGCAGACAGCGGAGCCUGCCGACCUUACGGACGCAGAGAACAGCAGCGUAGCUCGGUCAGUGAGCAUGGAGCUCUCGGCGGCGGGAGAUCGCAUUUUCGCCGCGGAAGCUAUUCUGAAACGCCGCGUCCGUAAGGGAAGACUUGAAUAUCUGGUGAAAUGGAAAGGAUGGGCAAUGAAACACAGCACGUGGGAGCCAGAGGAGAAUAUUCUGGAUGACCGGCUGAUAAUGGGCUUUGAGCAAAAGGAACGAGAAAGGGAAAUACAUGGGCCCAAAAAACGGGGACCAAAACCCAGACACUUAAAUACGAAGACUAGUAGUCAGAGAGGAGAGACCAGCAAUCGAAAUCCAAGCAGCCGUCAGAGCACGUCACACUCCUCUUUGUCCAUUUCCAGCCGAGCAGCUCCCUCCUCUUCUGCCCCUCCUCCUAGUUUAUCAUCGUCGUCCUCCUCCUCUUCAACUGUUGCUCCCUCCCCUAAACUCAACUCCCUUGCCGCCACCCACAAGCUGAAGAAAGACAUUCAUCGCUGCCACCGGAUGUCCAGGCGCCCUCUGCCUCGCUCGAAUCCCAUGACAUCUACCUUUACUAGUGCAGGUGGCUUCCCCUCCCGUAUGCACGUUUCCCCUUUCUCCGAGACCGUCCGCAUCCUGAACCGUAGAGUCAAACCUCGAGAAGUCAAGAGAGGUCGAAUUAUCCUCAACUUGAAGGUAUUCGACAAGCCAGGCAGGAGUGGCACUGCUUCAGGCACAAGGAAUAUCCCAGCAGGACGCCAAAACAUCCCUUCACGCAAUCGCAUCAUCGGUCGGAAGGGAGAGGCUCCUUACAGACCUUUCCAGCCUCCGCUGAAGAUGUUGGGGUUUCCGAUGUAUGGGAAGCCGUUUGGGCUGCAGUGUGGAGGCCCCGUGCCUCUUCACUCCCAUCCAGGGUCACGCACCAGCUCAGGAGCUAGGCACAGCCACAUCACUUCCUCUCAAUACCAGGCACCUCCUUCUCCAUCUAGCUCCAGUGGCUCCGAAGGAAAGUCCCAGCCUUCCACGUUGCCUCCCAGAAAGGAUUCCAAGUCCAGUAAAGCUCUCACAGAAACCCAGAAAAGUCCAUUUGCUCCUGCCUCAUCCUCAGAUGCAAACCCUGGAGCCUUAGCAUCUUCCUUCCUGCCUUCGUCUCCAUCUUCUUCAUUAGAAGAUGAAGAACAGGGCACCAUGGACCCCUCACUGCCCUCAGAAGGAAGCAGAAAAAAUCCCUCCCAGCGCAAAGCCAAACAUCUGUCAACCUCCACACUUCCCUUCGUCAGUCCCGGGGAACAAACUUCUGCGCCUGUCGAACCCCAAAGGGUGCCAGCUGAAGGAGACCCUGACUGGCACCCAGAAAUGGCACCAAGCUGCAAAGAUGUCGUGGUCACAGACGUGACCACCAACCUCGUCACCGUCACCAUAAAAGAGUUCCCCUCUCCUGCUUCUGGCCCUUCUUCACCUUCUUCUGGUCCUGAAAGCGCCUCCUCCUCCCCUCCAGUCACAACAUCUGAGGACCCCUCCCCUACGAAGCCAUAGGAGAUCAGAUAUUUUCAAACUGAUUGCCAUUAAAGAUAGGAAGAUAUAUAUCAACUAGUGUUGCCACUUCAGCCCUGCCUUACAUUAUCCAUUGGUGUAGGUCCAUGUUUGUGAAACAAGAAAUGAAAUGUAAUGUAACUAAAUAUUGCCCAGCCAUAAAAUAGUAAAUAAAAACAUAUUUUUCUUUAAAAAAAAAAAAAAAAAAAG